Molecule: messenger RNA, 931 nt
Organism: Gymnogyps californianus (California condor)
Lineage: Eukaryota; Metazoa; Chordata; Aves; Accipitriformes; Cathartidae
Gene: NXNL2
Product: nucleoredoxin like 2
Exons: 2
Coding region: 31-501 (156 amino acids)
Biological process (GO): photoreceptor cell maintenance; sensory perception
Source: RefSeq, a predicted model, not a curated record
UGCGUCCCGCCGGGGCCGGCCGGUGGCAGCAUGGUGGAUGUGUUCAGCGGGCGGCUCCUGGUCAGCAAGGACGGCCGCAGCGUGGACCCCGAGGAGGCCCUGCAGAACAAGGUCGUGGGCUUGUACUUCUCCGCCGGCUGGUGCUCGCCGUGCCGCGACUUCACCCCCGUCCUCUGCGACUUCUACACGGAGCUGCUGGAGGAGACCCAGCCCCCCGCCCCCUUCGAGGUCGUCUUCAUCUCCUCCGACCACAGCGCCGAGGAGAUGGUGGGCUACAUGCGCGCCAUGCACGGGGACUGGCUGGCCCUGCCCUUCCACGACCCCUACAAGCAUGAUCUGAAGAAGAAAUACAACAUAACAGCAAUUCCUAAACUGGUGAUUGUGAAACAAACUGGAGAAGUCAUUACUGACAAGGGAAGAAAACAGAUCAGAGACAAAGGGCUAUCCUGUUUUCGGAACUGGCUUGAGGGUGCAGAUAUCUUUCAGAAUUUUUCUAGCUAAAAAGUUGGCAGAUGAAAGCAAGACAGGGCAUCAUGGAAAACUUUGUAGAGCUCUGAAAAGAUUGUUGCCUUCUUCAGAACAAGAAGGGUAAGGCUUAUUUUGUCUUUGCUUGUAAACAAAUUUUGUUUUCAACUUGCAGAUUAGCUAUUCCAGUAAGUCAUAAAAUGCAAUUAUUGUUUUAUUUGUAUUAUUCUAUCUACUAUAUUCAGUAUGAACCAAAGCAUUCCUGAUAAUACUGAAGAACUUCAGGAGGUCAGGCUGUUUUAGACAGUAAUAAUGGAGCACUGAAAUCUAUGCAAACACUUAUUUUGCAAAAUCUGUACAGUAAAAAUUAUAUGUAUGCACAAACCUAUUUUUCUUGAUGACAGUUUUUUCUGGCGAUUAGCACAUUUUAUUAAGAAAAGGAAAUUGUUUGCUUUAAUAAAUAACU